GGCGACCAUUCCUCAAACCAAAGAUAGUAGUACUAAGUAUUUGUGAAUGGUGUUCAAUUGCAUCAAUUGAUUGAGUAGUAUUAAAUUGCAUAUACAUAUUAACAUAAAGAACCAAUAGAGGAACAAAAAGAAGUAUCCCAUAGUUUAAACAAUAAUACACCACGAUGAAUACAAUCUCACAAAGAUUCACCCAUGCCAAUACCAAUGACGUUGCAAAUGAAAUCAACACCGUCCACGAUUCUCUUUCCCACAAGCAAACCCUUGAAUUAGCACCAUCAAUCUCUGUGCCUCCAAUUUCCCAACCAACCGAUUUCUUGCGAGCACACACUGACGAUGCUUCCAAUCCAGAUUGUAAAAUCAAGAUUGCCCACGGUACAACCACAUUAGCGUUUAGAUUCCAAGGUGGGAUUAUAGUUGCGGUUGAUUCCCGUGCUACUGCCGGUAAUUGGAUCGCCUCUCAGACGGUUAACAAGGUCAUUAGAAUCAAUCCUUUCUUGUUGGGUACCAUGGCUGGUGGUGCUGCCGAUUGUCAAUAUUGGGAAACUUGGUUAGGUACCCAAUGCAGAUUACACGAAUUGAGAGAAAAGGAAAGAAUCUCGGUUGCUGCUGCCUCCAAGAUCUUGAGUAAUUUGGUGUACGAAUACAAGGGAAUGGGAUUAAGUAUGGGUACCAUGGUUUGUGGUCAUACCAAGAAGGAAGGGCCUGCUAUAUAUUAUGUUGAUUCUGACGGAACCAGACUAAAGGGAGACUUGUUUUGUGUUGGUUCUGGUCAAACAUUUGCCUAUGGUGUUUUAGAUUCAGAAUACAAGUGGGAUUUAACUGUGGAAGAAGCUUUGUAUUUGGGUAAGAGAAGUAUAUUAGCAGCCACUCACAGAGAUGCUUAUUCUGGUGGAUCCAUUAACUUGUACCAUAUUAAUGAACAAGGUUGGACUUAUCAUGGUAAUCAUAAUGUUGGUGAUGUCUUCUGGGAUAUUAGAGAUCAAGAGCAAUCCUUUGUGAAUGUUGAUGGUUAGACAUAUAAACUAGUUUAUAGUCGAAAGUAGCGAAAAUGC
Messenger RNA from Spathaspora passalidarum NRRL Y-27907, 1052 nucleotides. It is a transcript of the gene PRE2, whose product is annotated as proteasome core particle subunit beta 5. The record is from RefSeq and is a predicted model, not a curated record. Bases 165 to 1013 code for a protein of 282 amino acids. Gene Ontology annotation, molecular function: threonine-type endopeptidase activity. NCBI's taxonomy places the organism in Eukaryota, Fungi, Ascomycota, Pichiomycetes, Serinales, Debaryomycetaceae. Gene Ontology annotation, cellular component: proteasome core complex. The transcript has a single exon.